CUCUGCCCGAGACGCAUUAUCCCUGUUGCAUCUCGACACUCUUCUUGUUCGCUCGUUCGUGCUCCUCCUGUCCUGCAUCACGCCCACCUCUGUGUUCUCUCUUCUCCGCCAAAAGGAAAAGCACAACACCACCCCCACGUUCCAAGCUAAGCACACACACGCACACCCACCCACCUGGUACUCCCCACGUUGGCGUUGCGUUUGUGUUUCUGUUCUUGCCGGGGAGGGACAAAAAACACCUCUUUUCUUGAGGUAUCGAAGUUGCUCCAGCUGAGCCGAAGCAAAGUGUUGUGAUCAAGAAAGCCGCGCCUGCGUGAGGCCAGAAGAAAGGGAAAAAGGACAAGGGCUUAGCUUUGCGCGUCCCGUCGUCACUUGCGGUGGUAAUGCUGCUAAAGUUGAAGCCCUCCCUGGGAAAUGCGCGAUGCCCCGCCAUUGAUGGAGCUUGAAGCAGCUUGAGGAGGGACGAGAGGGAGAAAGAUCUUUCCUUUUUUUUGUCCCGUUUUUGGCAAAAAGAGAGAAAGGGCUCGUUUUUGAUCGUCUGGGGAGGGAGGGAGGGAGCGAGAGAGAGAGAGAGAGAGAGAGAUGGGGUGUUGUUACUCGAGAGUAGAGAGGGAGGAGAUGGUGUCCCGCUGCAGGGCGAGGAAGAGGUACAUGAAGCAGUUCGUGAAGGCGAGACAGGGGUUCUCGGUCUCGCACGCCAUGUACCUGCGCGCGCUGCGCAGCACCGGAUCCGCCCUCCUCCAGUUUGCCAACGGCGAGGCCACCCUCCACCUCCACCACCGGCGCCUCCACUCGUCGCCACUGCUGCCCUCCCCGCCGCCGCAGCCGCCGCCCACCCCGCCCCCUCUCAGCCCCGGCCCCGACACCUGGACCUCCACCUCCGUCACCGCCUCCUCGGCCGUGCCGCCCCCGCCCCCUCCGCCGCCCCCGCCGCCCCCGGCUUCCGGGUGGGAUUUCUGGGACCCUUUCGUGCCGUCAUCGUCGAGGUCAGCCACGGAGGAGGAAUGGGAGGUGACCACGACGGCUUCUGAGUUGGCGGCACCGCCUGCGGCCUCCAUGACAGUGGUCAGUGGGUAUUCAAAGGACAGCAAUAGCGAGCUUGCAAUGGUGGUGUCCAGGAAUAGUGGGAAAGAUCUGAUGGGGAUAAUCAAAGAGCUUGAUGAGUACUUUCUGAAUGCUGCUGAUGCUGGUGCUGAUGUGUCAUUGGCGCUGGAAGUUUCAAGCCCUGCUUUUUCUUACCACCAAAGCAGAGAGGUUCUCUCUUUUGUCACUUUGAACUGCGUAUAUAUAUGUUUGAAGUUUGAUCCUUUGGUGUUGGCAGGCAAAGUUCAUAAUUAUAUGUGGAAUCUGAGUCCCUCGUUGUGGACACGGGGAUGCACCAGUCCCAAAUCAAAUGGCUUUGGCAGGAUGAGUGCCCAGAAUUUUGGCAGUGGAAGGUCUGUGUAUGGUAGCCACUGUUCUACUGCAGAAAGGUUAUACGCAUGGGAGAAGAAGCUGUGCAAGGAGGUCAAGGAUGCUGUGACCAUCAAAAUGCAGCAUGACAAGAGGGUGGAGCAAUUGAGGAAGCUAGAGCUGAAGCGGGCGGACUAUAUGAGGACUGAGAAAACCAAAAAGGAGAUUGAGAAGUUGGAAUCGCAGAUGGUGGUCGCUUCGCAAGCCAUCGAGACAACUUCUACUGAAAUCAUCAAAUUAAGAGACACGGAGCUGUAUCCACAGCUGCUGGAGCUAGUUAAAGGAUUGAUGUGCAUGUGGAGAAGCAUGUAUGAGUGCCACCAGGUCCAGACCCACAUAGUCCAGCAGCUUAAAUACCUGAACAUCAUUCCAUCUGCUGAACCCACGUCCGAGAUUCACCGACAGUCAACUCUGCAGCUCGAGCUCAAGGUCCAGCAGUGGCACCUCUCCUUCUGCAGCCUUGUCAAGGCUCAGCGAGAUUACAUUCAGUCACUUACAGGCUGGCUCCGCCUCAGCCUCUUCCAGUUCAACAAGAACACACUAUCUCGAACCUCGGAAGAGUCGAGGAUUUAUUCACUCUGUGAGGAGUGGCAACAAGCCGUCGACCGGAUCCCUGACAAAGUAGCAUCAGAAGGAAUCAAGAGCCUAUUGACCGCAAUCCAUUCCAUUGUGGUUCAACAAGAGGAGGAGCAGAAGCAGAAGAAAAGGUCGGAAUGUGCAUUCAAAGAGCUCGAGAAGAAGACAGUUGAGCUCAGGUCAUUGGAGAGCAAGUACGGUCCAUUUUGUGCAGCCGAGACUCAUGGUUCUGGAAGAAAUAAGGACACUGUCGGAGAAAAGCGUGCCAAGGUCGCAGCUUUCAGAGCCAAAGCAGAGGACGAGAAGUCGAAACAUGACAAAUCGGUGAGCGUAAGUAGAGCAAUGACUCUGAAUAACCUACAGAUGGGUUUUCCGCAUGUCUUCCAGACAAUCGUGGGGUUUUCCAGUGUGUGCAUGCAGGCGUUCGAGUCGUUGUACAAUGUAGCCAAGAACAAUGCACCAGAGCAUGAUUUGAAGAGGCUUCUUCCUUGAUUGCGUAGCCAUGCGGAUCAAUUCAUUGCAGAGAAUGUUCAUACCCGGUUGUAUAUAGGAUAGAGUUUUGUGUCUACUUGGUUGUCCAUGGAGAUAAUUUUAUCAGGUAUUACCGCUUUUUCAGACACAACCUACUAUGGUGAAGUUAGAUCAGAAUGAAAGGAGUUUAAAAACUCGAGAUGGGUAUUGUGAGUUGUUUGUCCUUUACGGGAAUGAUUUUGGAUGAUUUCAGUAUUCAAACCGCAAUGACCACUUUGUGACAGCUGCGCAUGAAAUGGUUUGCUUCUGUGAAUGUAAAUUCCAGUGACAUCCUA
Molecule: messenger RNA, 2834 nt
Organism: Syzygium oleosum
Lineage: Eukaryota; Viridiplantae; Streptophyta; Magnoliopsida; Myrtales; Myrtaceae
Product: protein ALTERED PHOSPHATE STARVATION RESPONSE 1
Exons: 4
Coding region: 583-2520 (645 amino acids)
Source: RefSeq, a predicted model, not a curated record